This is a messenger RNA of Puntigrus tetrazona (Sumatra barb), 6501 nucleotides long. RefSeq names its product Cdk5 and Abl enzyme substrate 1 (gene cables1). Lineage: Eukaryota; Metazoa; Chordata; Actinopteri; Cypriniformes; Cyprinidae. Bases 2895 to 4511 code for a protein of 538 amino acids. The transcript is spliced from 10 exons. Gene Ontology annotation, biological process: nervous system development; regulation of cell cycle. The record is from RefSeq and is a predicted model, not a curated record. Gene Ontology annotation, cellular component: cytosol.
UCCCCUUAAAAAACUCACUCAUCAAUCCUAGCAUCUGACCGCAGAUCUCCUUCUUCUCCGGCCACCUCUGCCCUCUUGACCACGGAGAAGCAACAACAAGAACGCUCAGCACCAGGCCGGGUGGCGUUAGGGCAGAAGCAGCUAUCCGUCACUCCGAUCAGGCUCCUGGAAGCAUAUAAAUCACUACUUAAAUUGGUAAGGAAACUGACUGAUAUCACGCGACUCCUAGUCGCUCACCCAAAUGAAUGCAUUUAAAAAUAAACUUUAGUCGCAUCACAUGAAUCACGCUUUACUCCCUGAACCCAGCUGAUAAGAAAAGACUGAUAGUUCUGAUAAAUCGCUUUCACUUUCAGUUCCACGAGAUCCCGGUUAUUCCAGCUUCGUGUACCUAACCGUCCGCUGUCAGAAAACCAUCAGCGAUAUUUUUGUUUUUUUUUCCUCAAGCAAUUGCCACACCGUGUGCAUCAUGACUCACGAUAAGGUGCCAAAAUCACUUGAGGGGGAGGAAACCCCACACAAACACAGGAAGUGCUGCGUUUCACACACAGGGACACAGAGUCUGAGGUCUGUGCUCUGCUCCACUGAUUUUGGAAUAAGAUUAACCUGGCCUGGAGUUACGUUAUUGUUUCUCGUGACAGAGCGGCCUGAAAAAAACCACUGUGAAAAGUUGCAAUAUUUUGGUGCGUUGUGAGACCAAGGAAGUAAUAAAACAGCACAGAAAGUGCAAGCCAUUGAGGAUCUGUCAUAUUAGGAGCGGAAAUGAAAGUGGGUCUUGUUUUAGUGACGUUUAUAGUGGCUUUCCAACUUUUUUUUUGUCCUUGAAAACAAUGGCCGACAUGCAGAUUCAUGCAGGGAGAGAGAGAGAGAAAAAAAAAUCACUAAGCAGCUUCUGUGGUGAAAAAGUUGCUUGCGUAUUUCUUCGCUUGAGCAUCUGUCGUUACCAUAACAUGGUUAACUCGGCAUGUUAGAAUAAUGUCAUUGACCUGAGUGCUUCUGACCGAGGAAGGUUAUCAGUGGGGAAGAAUUCUGACCAGAUGACGGAGCGAAGGGACCACCCACCGUUAUUGGAGCAUGGGCGUUGUAGUCCACAUUUGCAUCUGCUUUAUUUAAAUCAUGUAAAUAUUCCAUGUAGUCACCCAGUUUACGCGAGCUCGUGAAACAGUUCGAGACAGGAGCAGCUAUCUUCACGUGUGUAGCUGUGUACGUGAUAUAAAAACAACAGCAUUCCCAAACUGCGUCCGUUUCUUUACUUAACUCCCUUCAUGAACACCUACUGUAAACUAGGGAAGCAAUUGAGAAAGAAUUCCCGAGUAUCUGUUACAAAUGUCGAAUGAAUUAUAUAAUAUUUGAUCACUGGUUUAUAUCACCCCCUCAUUCACUUAAUCACUGGAAUCCAGCUCAAUCGCACAACUUUCUUUUGUAAAAAAAAAAAAUAAUAAUAAUAAUAUGACAGUUUAGGCAUCAUUCUGGCGCCAUCUAGUGGACGCCAUGAAGAAAUCAUUAUUUAGUCGCACAUCACUUCUGGGCUUAUGCACAUAACCUGGUUUGCCACUAGAUGGCGUAGUGAUGUUGAAAAUAACUUCAGUUAAAAGGACUGUCUUUAAAAAACAGUUACAGUCCAUGAACGUUUCGAGAUAAGAAAUUGAGAUAUUUAUAUCAACUGAAAGCUUUAACGAGCUCUUUCUACUGGAAAAAGUACUGUCAUCCAUGCGUGUGCAAAUCUGUAUCGUAACAAAUUGAAAUCGUUGAGUUUGAGUACUUUGAAUAAUUUGUAUUAUAUCAAAGUGAGAGCAAGCUAUGUGUGUGUGUGUGUGUGUGUGUGUGUGUGUGUGUGUGUGUGUGUGUGUGUGUGUACUUCAGUUACUAAAUCAUCAUAGACUGCCUACCCAGCAGGACAACCCAACUUAAAAUAUUAAAUACGGUCUGCAAUGUCAUAUUUAAGUAUGCUAAAUAGUAUGUUUGCAGUGUACUUUAUUUCGCAUAGACGUAAUACACUUUGUGAUCAUUUCAAAACAAACGCUUUAAUUUAAAAUAUUUUGUUUCAUUAUUAUUUCGACGUCUAAAACCCACUAAAGCACAUCUAAAGUAGCCUAUCCGAUUAUCAUUUAUUUGCUAUUACAUUUAAAUUGAAUAUAUUGCUAAACUGCAGCUUCAUUGACACAUAAUGCAGUUGGAAAUACGUACACGACGCACAUUUUAAUAUUAUAAUUUCGUUGAGCGCGAAUGCUCUUUGCAAGUCGAGGGUACGCAGGUGUGUAAAAGCACCCAAGUAAAACUCAAAAGGCUGCUUAUUAAAUGUUUAAAAAGUCUUAAGAAGCGUGCAAGUCUAUUUCCAGCCGUUUAAAAUGCUAUUUGAACGCACAGUAACGAUAUCUAAAAGGGCAUCAAGAUAUCGCGCUACCUCGGACUGUUCGUACCGAAAAUGUUUACUUUUAUGUAAUUUUUAAUGUCCUGUCCAAGUAGCCCAGAAGGGCGGAACAAAAAUGAAGGCGAGGGGAAAACACGCAGGCUGUGUUUCAAAACGUACCGAGUCGCCUUAAGUAGACAGCGUUUUUAGCAUCGACUCAAUGAACUAAACCGCUCUCCGACGUGAUGUCUAGAAUCUGGAGCUCAAUUCCAAAACCGCUACGGAUGCUGCCUAGUUAGGCGGCUCGCUGUGUUUUGGAACGCCGCCUUGUUCUCAUGAAUCCCCAUUGGUCAGACUAAAGCUCCUGCUGCCACAAUACUGCACACACGUGACCCUGCUUUUCUGUACACACACGCACACACACACAGUAAAACACAGCAGGCACUUAAAAGCCAACGCCAUGGCGCUUUGACCACCAAUUUCACCCCAUAUCCAAACAAGCACCAUGAACCCUCUCCGUUGACAAACACGCACUAUCCCGCGGCUAAUGGCGAGCGCGCUGCAGAUGAAGCACUCCGGUCUGGAGCACACACGGAAGCGCGUAAUAGAUCCACGACGGAGACAAGCUGCGCUCUCAUUCCUCAGCAACAUCUCGCUGGACGGACGACCCGUGCAGGAUGACGGGGAGAAUCAGACCGAGGACGAGGACAGCUCCAGGACUAGACAGAGCCUGGUUUCUGCAGUGGGCCAGCAGGCAUUGGCCGCGGCAGCGAACCAGGCUCUCAGCAGCGCCCGAGCUGCUGGUUUCAUGGCUGGGAUCACGGGUCCCAGCGCGGCCGCCUCUGCCUCUGCUGCUGCUGCUGCUGCUCCUCCUCCUCCAGCGUGCGGAGCGGAUGCGGAGGGGGAUGUGUGCGGCUCUCAGGUGCUCCAGUCCGUGUUCAGCUCCCCCUUUUCAGCAGUUCCGCCGGCUACGAGAGGGAGACUUCAGACGUACACUCAGGGAAUCCUGCCCGUGUCCUACUCCAGGCAGUCCAGCCAGAACUACUGCUGUCUGGAGGGAGGGCAGAUAGCCAACUCAGCCCUGGAACUGCAGAGAUCCAGGCGGCGACUAAUAUCCCAGCGUUCCUCACUGGAGACUCUGGAGGAUAUUGAGGAGAAUGCCCCUCUACGAAGAUGCCGGACUUUAUCUGGUUCACCCCGACCAAAGAGUUUUAAGAAGGUCCAUUUCAUCAAAAACAUAAGACAGCAUGACAUGCGCAAUGGAAGGAUAGUCCUUAUCAGUGGCAGAAGAUCCUUCUAUAGUGUUUUUUCUGUCCUGCCCUAUCGAGAUUGUAGCCAAACAGGGGAUGUGAAGGCAGAAAGCGGACGCCAGCGACACCCCUCGGGUGGCAUGAGUGCCAAGGAGAUGGUGAUCGGCCUGGAGGGCGUCGAGUUGGGUGCAGACGGCAAGACCGUGUCAUACACGCAGUUCCUGUAUCCAACCAAUGUCCUGGGUCGUCGAAACACCAUCGACUCCACGUCGUCUUUCUCUCAGUCCCGCAAUGCCAGCCACCGCAGCCUCAGUCUGGCACGUGCCAACAGUAACCAGAGCAGCCUUGAUACCGGCAAUGAACUGGGAGAUUUCAGGGAGUACGACCCCAAUCUUCUGGAUGACCCUCAAUGGCCAUGUGGAAAGCACAAAAGAGUGCUUAUCUUUCCUUCGUACAUGACCACAGUGAUCGAGUACGUCAAACCCUCUGAUCUAAAGAAGGACAUGAAUGAAACUUUCAAGGAGAAGUUUCCUCACAUUCGUCUAACACUGAGCAAGAUCAGAAGCCUGAAGAGAGAGAUCCGUAAACUAGCUCAGGAGGAGAGCGGCUAUGAGGAGUCAACGGUGGCCAUGGCCUUCGUUUACUUUGAGAAGCUGGUGCUUCAGGGUAAACUCAACAAACAGAACCGCAAACUCUGCGCGGGGGCCUGCGUCCUCCUCGCAGCCAAGAUCGGAGGAGACUUAAAGAAACACGAAGUCAAGCUUCUGAUUGAUAAACUGGAGGAGAGGUUUAGGGUGAACCGUCGAGAGCUGAUAGCCUUCGAGUUCCCCGUCCUCGUGGCUCUGGAGUUCAACCUGCAUCUUCCAGAGCACGAAGUCAUGCCCCAUUAUAGACGCCUUCUGCAAAACUCCUAGCGACAGCCCCAUCAGGGGAGAGUCCUCCUUCUCUCCUGAUCUUCUCAUCCCAGAAACCCCCUAUGCACCUCGCCAACGUCCACUAUCAUCUCCAGAUGUUGGAAUAAAGACACUAUUCCACUGUUCUCUUUUCAGCCAAAGCGACAACUCUAUAUUGAACGUUUGUUUCCACUCCAAGAAGCUACUUUCUAAAGGGAGUACCUUUUCCUGGACUGUUGAUUUCUCAGUGUACUGAGGACGUUUUAAAGUGUUCGUUUGCUUCCUACUUACAGGGUCGUAAGGAAUAGCAAAAAUUCUGUCAUCGUUUGCUCAACCUCACUAUUACUAUUUUUUUCCAUUGAAACACAAAAGGAGAACUUUUGAAGAAUCUUUACGUUGCUCUUUACAUUGUCACUUUUUACUGCUCCGAAAACACACCAUAAAAUUCUUCUGAAGCCAUACGAUAGCUUUUUUGUUACUAUAAUUGCCAAGCGGCGGUUCACCCCCAAAAAUGUAAUAAUUCCAAACGUGUAUAACGUUAUAAGUUUUUGUCUAUAAUGAAAGCUGCCCAAGAAAUACGAACGAACGUCAAAAUUGUGUCAGGCAGGUUUAGAACGAGUAUAUGGUGACAGAAUUUUCAUUUGCGUAAAACAUCCCUUUGAUCGUUGUUUACCGAAAACCUCCCCCUUUCACCAAAAUACAGACAUUUUCUUUGCUUUCUUUGAAAAAGCAACGGCGUAUCGGUUAGAACACGAGUCAAAACGAGUCGAGGGUGAACAAAUCAUGACAGAACUUUUAUUGUUUUUUCUUCGACAAAAGUUAUGGCCAAGUAUGGACCGUCUGACUUCGCGUCCUUUUUACAGUAUUCCCGUAUUUUUCCGCUCUUCUUCAUAUUUCCUUAAUCCCAAAGUUUGACACUUCUGCCAAAUCGGACUAAUUUCGCUGCACUCGAUCAGUCUCGGUUGAAAGCCUUAAAAGGAAAAAAAAUAGUCGACUGAUCCUGAACUCUGACAAGUAUGUGACUGUUCCUUAUGUACGACAAGUGCACUUUUCGGGUCUCGUGAAUGGCAGACCUUUACGGCGUCUGCAGAAGCUGCAGGCGGAGGGGUUUUCAUCUCAUUUCUCAUUUAAAUUCAUUUCAGCCAGCAGUCCCUCUGUUAGCGUAACCACCGAGCGAAAAUAUUUAGCGGACACAGCUGUGGUGGGACUUUUAUACAGUUCUUAAGGGGUACAUUUACGUAUCCUUGUCAUUUUUUUUUUUACCCUUGUGUGAUGACUUUGACAGUUUAGUGGUGUGGCUUGCUGCACUCAUGGAUAUUGUGGUCGUGCUCUAUGUUAGAGUGGAUUCUGAGCACAUUCGUAGUGCUACACUGUAUGAAGCAACAUCGGGUCAUACCGCUGAUAAUCAAUGCUAUUUUGCCUAAGUAGGCUCAACAGCGGCGGGAAUAAAAUCUGUAUGACUAAUACGCUACGGUGUUGACUAAUGCAUGUACACCAAAGCAGUGUUAAACUUUGCGUUUGACUUGUAAACGCUUCUUUUUGAGAAUACGUUUUGAUUUGAUGAUUGUUUUAAAUCCGUUUCCUCUGAACCAGAUAUUUUCUAUCACCAUCGGUGGUACAGAAUUGUGUGCAAGCUGAAUUUUAUCUCACAGCACACAGACCGUGUUACUUCAUUCAUAAUCCCGUUGAAGUGUGUAACGUUCACUAUGCACUACUCGAUUUCACACAUCGGUUAUAAGCAACUGUUAGAGAUCGUCGCGAAACUAAAUCAGUUGUAGAAGAGCAAUGGCGAACUUGCAUUUAACCGUUUAACUCUGAAAUAAAUAAUGCCUAGAAUGUGAAGACUUACGAAAGAAGAUUUGGCCUUGUGAAAUGCACUUUAGGAUUUGUUAGCAAGUGACUGGGACGCCCCAAAAAAAAAAAAAAAAACAGAUGAAACAUUUGUACAAUGCAGAUACAGUUGUGUAAAUAUGCUGCUUUGCUUGUUCAAUAAAAAGCUACAUUUUGAAAA